CCGUAGCCAAUCGCUGAGCCCCGUCCUCGCGGUGAUGGCGGCGGCCGAGGACGCGGCUCCGGUGCGGAAGGAGGGAGCCGGAGAGCGCCCGGUCCCGUCGGUGCCACCGGAUCCCAAGGAGCAGGAACCGGAGCCGGGGGGGGCAGCACCGGGGGGGGGGAUCCCCGGGGCCGCCCCCCCCCAAGCCCGGCCCCGGAGCAGCAGCAUCAUGGUCAGCCCACGGCAGCGAGGGAACCCGGUGCUGCGCUUCAUCCGCAACGUCCCAUGGGAGUACGGGGACGUCGUCGCCGACUACGUCCUGGGGCAGAGCUCCUGCGCCCUCUUCCUCAGCCUGCGCUACCACCACCUUCACCCCGAUUACAUCCAUCAGCGCCUGCGGGAGCUGGGCAGGGGCUUCGUGCUGCGGGUGCUGCUGCUGCAGGUGGACGUGAAGGAUCCCCAGCGAGCUCUGAAGGACCUGGCCAAGAUUUGUGUCCUGAGCGACUGCACGCUCCUGCUGGCCUGGAGCCCCGAGGAGGCCGCCCGGUACCUGGAGACCUACAAAGCCUUCGAGCAGAAGCCCCCGGACCUGCUGCGGGAGCGCCUGGACCACGGCUUCCUGCCCCGGAUGAGCGACUGCUUGACCAGCAUCAGGGCAGUGAACAGGACGGAUGCCCUGAGCCUGCUCAGCACCUUUGGGUCACUUGCAGCAAUGGCGGCCGCCACCAAGGAGGAUUUAUCCCUUUGUCCCGGUGUGGGGCCCCAAAAGGCCAAGCGCCUCUUUGAUGUCCUGCAUGAGCCCUUCCUGCAGACCCCCAAGUGAGCGCCGACCCCGAUCCAUAAUAAAAUGGGCUUUAUCCAUGGAA
This is a messenger RNA of Pezoporus flaviventris, 845 nucleotides long. RefSeq names its product ERCC excision repair 1, endonuclease non-catalytic subunit (gene ERCC1). Gene Ontology annotation, molecular function: single-stranded DNA binding; damaged DNA binding. Gene Ontology annotation, cellular component: nucleus; ERCC4-ERCC1 complex; nucleotide-excision repair factor 1 complex. Bases 35 to 802 code for a protein of 255 amino acids. The transcript has 9 exons. Gene Ontology annotation, biological process: mitotic recombination; UV-damage excision repair; nucleotide-excision repair. Lineage: Eukaryota; Metazoa; Chordata; Aves; Psittaciformes; Psittacidae. The record is from RefSeq and is a predicted model, not a curated record.